Messenger RNA from Dermacentor albipictus, 4229 nucleotides. Its product is annotated as acetylcholinesterase-1-like. NCBI's taxonomy places the organism in Eukaryota, Metazoa, Arthropoda, Arachnida, Ixodida, Ixodidae. The record is from RefSeq and is a predicted model, not a curated record. Gene Ontology annotation, biological process: acetylcholine catabolic process; choline metabolic process. Gene Ontology annotation, molecular function: acetylcholinesterase activity. Gene Ontology annotation, cellular component: plasma membrane.
UCCGUCACGUCGUCAUGAAGCCGCCGUGUUCAGCACUUGUGGCGCCGUUCGUUUCAUUGCUUGCCGCGUGCGGUUGUUGGACGUACGCGAACGAAGUUUCCUACGACGCCAACUCUCCUGUCGUCCGCAUAAGCGAUGGACUCGUCGCCGGCCGGCGUGAAAUUGUCAGCGAUGCUACAGUGCACACGUUUCUCGGAAUACCUUACGCACAGCCUCCGGUGGGAGACCUUCGCUUCGAAAAGCCCCGGCCCCCAAAUCCGUGGCAGGGAACGUACAACGCCACCAGAAGCCCGAGUCCAUGCAUGCAGAUCGAUUUUCCUUUCUUACUCGACACGAAAAUAGACAACUCGCACGCUUCGGAGGACUGCCUCUACAUGAACGUCUGGAGGCCCGCUAAGGCGUGCGGUUCGGACGGCAAGUGCAAUGCCAGUAUGCCGGUCCUUGUUUUCGUUCAUGGAGGUGGCUUUCAGUGGGGUGACUCGUCGCUCUUCGUGCACGAUCUGUCCAACUUCGUUGCUCAUUCCGACGUGAUUGCCGUCGGUUUCAAUUACAGGGUGAGCAUUUUUGGCUUCCUAACGGCGGGUACGAAAGAGUUUCCCGGAAACUGGGGUCUCUGGGAUCAGCACUUGGCGCUCCAAUGGGUGCAGAAGAACAUAGGUGUUUUCGGAGGCAACCCAAAUGAAGUGACAUUAGCGGGUCAAAGUGCUGGCGCCAUCUCCGCAGCUCUGCAUUCAAUUUCACCCAAGGGCAAAGGCCUUUUCAAAAGGAUGCUUCUACAAAGCGGGUCAACCAUGUCUAUGAUCGUUGGAGAACCAUACAAAGGCUCGGCCAAAUUCAUAGCAGUGGCGGCGGGCGCGGGCUGCUACGAUGAAAAAAGAAGCGUCGAAGACCAACUCAAGGAGACCGUAGCUUGUUUGAAGAAAGCCGAUGGCCGCGCCAUCUACGAGAGGCUCGCCAAGGAAAAACCUCAAGACCAGAUAUUCCCACCUGUGAAUGGUGAUGACUACCUUCCGGUUGACCCUCUGCUCGCAAAUGCAGCUGAUAAAAUAGCUACGGAGGAACUUUUCUUGGGUACGGUCGCCAACGAAGGCACGAUCUUUUCUUACAAUGUCGCCAAAUUUGUAAGUAGCGUCGGUGGCGCGUUUUCGUUGACAGAGGACUACAGGCUCAUGGUGACAUUAGGCGUGAGUACACUAUUUAACAUUCCAGUCUCGGCAUCGAAGGUGAUUGUCAAUUAUUACUAUGGUGAUUACGACAUGCAUCACACACUGGAUCAAGUCCUAUCGAUUUUCGGUGACAUCAUCGGUGAUGGUGGAUUUUACUGCCCCGUGGUAUUCUUUGCUGAAAAGGCAUCGAAGCAAGGCAUCAAGACGUAUAGGUACCAGUACACGCACAGGUCCUCGUUUAACCCUUGGCCAGCUUGGGUUGGCGUCUUUCAUGGUGAAGACCUGUUUUUCACCACGGGAGCGUUGCCUUUCCUCACCCAAGAAAAGAAGCACCGACCGUCGCUCUGGCACACACUAAAAGAAGAGCUGAACGUAACGCACUACACGAAAGACGAAACGGUGUUCAUGAAAGAACUUAUCUCGUCAAUUUCUGCUUACGUGAGGAAUGGAAAACCAACGAUACCGGAGUCGCGCGCGGAAUGGCCGCUGUACACUAAGGACACUGAGCAGUACGUCCAACUUCAGCCGCACAACUACACCAUCGGUACUGAGAAGCGGCAGGCAUUCUGUGACCUGUGGAAGCCAUUCCUUCUAAAACGGAGUACCAAGGACACAGCAGGACAGCACAAAGAACAAACGACAAGGUCCGGGAAAUCUCCCUCCGCAAAAUUGCCGCCACCCAGUACCAACGAUGUCGAAAGCAAUUAUGCCUCCAAUGUACCCAACAACGUCUGUGCCUGUAGUACGGCAGUUGUACUUGCAAUGCUAGUUCUUCAUCUUUUACAUUAGGCGGAAAUCAUACCGCAGACCUCUCAGAAGCUAACUGAAAGAGUCGCUUUUACUCCUGUAAGGCGCUCCUUUCGGCAUGGCGGCGUGGAAACUUGAAUUCCCUUCACUAACGACUCUCAUGGACUUGCUUUAUCAUUUCACUGACCUAGAAAUGCCUAACGAAUUCUGGCUCGACCAGCUGCAUUCCUUUAGAGUAAUUCGAGAACAUCGGAAUACAUUCGUGGCUUCUAAGUUUACUGAUUCCAGCGAUUCCACUGGUGGAACUACUUCCGUUGUGAUUGCGUACUUCCUUAAGUGCUGAUUAUCAUGAAUACUAUGGGCAGUGUUCGCCAUAAAGACGCUCAUUAUGUGUUAAAAAUUAAUUAUGGGGUUUUACGUGCCAAAACCCCGAUCUCAUGAUGAGUCACGCCGUAGUGGGGGACUUCGGCAGUUUGGACCACCGGGGUUCUUUAACAUGUACCUAAAUAUAAAUACACGGGUGUUCUCGCGCUUCGCCCCCAUCGAAAUGCGGCCGCCGUUGCUUGGAUUCAAUCCCACGACCUCAUGCUUAGGAGACCAGCACCGUUGCAUUCAUUAUGUGUAUGUUGAUACGAAGGGUUAAUGUGUUGUUAUGUCUUGCAUUUCCCACCCUGAUGUUCAUUUAAGCGCAAACGCUUGCACACGUUUGCGGAUCUCAAGAAAAAAUAAGCAUCAGGAAGAACUGCGAUUGCGCACUUUACAUAGGAGUGUUAGCGUGAGAGUGAGGAUCGAAUGUGUAUUUGCUAUUAUCAUUAGGACAGAGCUGUACAUAUGUGAAAAUGGAAGAAGUUGACAUUGCCAGGUUUCUUGCAAACUCGUAAUGCAUGUGGCCACAGCGAUUGAUACACUCUGGCUACUGGGAAAACUGGUGCAGUUUUGCUGGAACCAACAUGGUAUUGGCUGCAGAUACACGCUUUGGAGUACAACCUUGACUCGGGCUCUGCAUUAUGGAUUCUAUUCUACGGACUUGAACUUUUGUUUCUGUAAGCCAGUUCAGGUCCCCAUACUUGCUUAGCUGUAAAGUUAUCCUAUAUUGGUAUUAGUCAAGUUAUGGUACGUUUUUUUCUUCACAAUAUAAAAUAUUCACUCUUUCUGAGUAAGAAAGGAGUCAAACUCGUAACAAAGUCAUGAAGAUCCAAUGUUGCAAAUGCAGCAAUGCUUACUGCCAGUAUUUUAACAUCUUUUAGGAACGAAAGUUGGAAAUGUUAAUUAUUUCCGGUGCUUUGCAGCUUAGGCCACGUUUCCAAUGAUGUAUUUGAACAGAGAGUAUGAUGUAGGGAGGUCAAUCGUGAAGUGUUGUAGGUUUCUUGCCAAAAAAAAAAAUAUUGCUAUUUAGUGCUUGUCUCAUAGCACGCCCAGCCAUCAGCUGAGCCGAGUCAGACCUACAGCCAUCACUCCUUUGCUAGUUAAGGCGACACAGCGGAAACUCACAUUAAAGGGACCUUGAGCUACCCCUCGGGCUUGGUGAAAUAACAUAGUUGGGGGGUAGCAUACGCUGCUGUGAGCAUCUCAGCGAAGUUUUGCUGUCGUACGGGAUGCGUGGAGCUCGCAAGAGGAGCGCGAAGCCGCCUUUCUCACAAACGCUCUCUUUUCAACAGAAGCUUGCUCCUCAUUCUCUUCUGGACGCUUUAUUUCGUAAUAAAGCGAAUUCCCAUACGCGGCUGCUAUUGGUAGCUGUGGUCUGCCACGUAACGUAAAUACCGCGGCCGCCACGAAGUGCCGCCACGAGUCCGCUGGCUAUGGGCGCACUGGGGCUCGAUGAGGACAAAAGCUUUUGGCUUACGUUUAGCGCGUCGUAGCCACUAAAAUAGGAAGUGGUGGCUUUUACAUUAACAUCCAAAAUGAAAUUUGAACUGCGCGCCGCGAUGACAGACGGAGCGUUGUGGGCGUGCCCCAGUGCCCCGUAGCCUUCGCAGCGCAAGGCAAUGAAGAAAGAACGGGAGCACAGCGGAUGCCGCGUUUGAUUGCCAAUAACUCCGCUUCUGCUGAACGCAUUGAAGUACUCUUUGCGGCAAAGUAUUUCUGAAAUAGACUAGUUUCCUUUCAAAUGCCUUUCUCCACUUCGAUAAACAGCGGUUCAGGGCCCCUUUAUAACUAGAGCCACGUUUUCAUCCUGACAACUUUUAGAAGCAUCCCCCACGACGUUGAAGAGAUUGACAUCCGGCUUGGUAUGACUCCAGCAGACUCCAAAGGAGGAACGUGUUGAUAGAUGUAGUGGCUUUAUGUCUCUCUCUAGUCGUUUUCAUGUUCUUAAUA